Trichoplax adhaerens is the source of this 333-nucleotide messenger RNA. RefSeq lists its product as uncharacterized. The annotation marks the transcript as partial. Lineage: Eukaryota; Metazoa; Placozoa; Uniplacotomia; Trichoplacea; Trichoplacidae. The record is from RefSeq and is a predicted model, not a curated record. The transcript has a single exon. Gene Ontology annotation, molecular function: ATP binding.
UUAGCUAAUGAUCUCAUGGAGGCUAGAGAUGAACUUAGUUUAUCAAAAUUACAUAAUAAAUUAUCAAAGCAUAAAUUAUUAAUUAUAGAUGAAAUAGGUUAUGUUUCUUUAUCAGCAACUGGAGCAGAGCUUAUGUAUGAUAUAAUAAAUCAACAAUAUGAAGUUAGCUCAUUAAUUAUGAUAAGUAAUCUUGAAUUCUCAAAUUGGAUCCAAGCUUUUAAAUCAGAUAAGCUUACAGCUGCAUUAUUAGAUAGAAUUACUCAUUACAGUAAUAUUAUUAAAAUGAAUGGCGAUAGCUACAGAUUUAGCAAUUCUAUAGCUAAACGAAAAUAA